Messenger RNA from Lepisosteus oculatus (spotted gar), 1448 nucleotides. Its product is annotated as trem-like transcript 1 protein. Gene Ontology annotation, cellular component: plasma membrane. Gene Ontology annotation, molecular function: transmembrane signaling receptor activity. NCBI's taxonomy places the organism in Eukaryota, Metazoa, Chordata, Actinopteri, Semionotiformes, Lepisosteidae. The record is from RefSeq and is a predicted model, not a curated record.
CCAGCACUUCCUCCUUAGAAACCCUUUACAAAUUGCUAUAGGACAUAUAUUUGCUGUUUUUUUUUUCCUUUUUUUGGAAAGAUAAGACAGUGGGGGUAGCUAGUAUCAGCACUCACUCCCCAACUCCUGCUCCCAGCUUGGGCACAGCCUCCUCGCAGUGCUUUCUCUGUAGACGCUCAUCAUGCUGCAGCUGCUCAUACUCCUGGCUGUGACAACAGGGUGGCCCGUCAGGUGUCAGGAGGAGCAGGUGAGGGUGCAUGAGAGGAGCAACUUGACCCUGUUCUGCCGCUACAACAUCCCGAAGUACCGGCUGCACAAGAAGUCCUGGUGCCUCCAGCAGGGGGCAGGAGGGUUCAUGCCACUUGUUGGCACUGACGGCUACUUGGCUGAUAGCUACAAGGGCCGGGUGUCCAUCGUGGACCUGAAGAAGAGUGGGAUGGUAUUAGUUAGGAUGGCCGGGCUGCGGGAGAGCGACUCGGGAAACUACGGAUGCGCUGCCAGGAUGUUGUAUGGACUGGAGGUCCUGCACAGCAUUGAGCUGCAAGUCUACACUGAUGCAGAUGCACAUUCGGUAUCUACAGAAACCCCUGCACAUGAAAGAUUCCACCUUGCUGCACAGGAAAUACACGGGAGCAAAUCACAUGGGGAGGGAGACAGACCCCUCCUGUGGGGCAUCUUGCGAUGGGUUUUGUUUGGAGUGAUGGCAUCGUGCCCAGUGCUGGUCUGCAUCAUUGCGCGGUCUGGGAGAGAGAAAACCAGCCAGCAGCUUGUGAAGGAGGGGGUGCUUCGUGUCACGUUUUCCAGGAACCCAGAAGUAGCAGCCUCUGUCUGCACUGAGGAGGUCCAGCCGUGACCAAGAGGAGCCAGGAACAGAAUGAUACCUGACAGCCCUGCAGUAGCUCUUCACUCACUUUCAGCUUCCUCGAGCCACUGCUAUCGACACGAAUAAACAAUGGACAUUUCCCCCUUUGUCGAAAGGACUGAAACAAGACAUUACUUGCUCCAGAUCUGAGCGCCAGAAGACAGUUUCUUAAGGCCACAGGUAUAUAGCCUUAGGUGGUCACUUGACAGUACCCGGGAUAUCAUCUCUAUAUAACCUGUAUACUGUACCUUUGAUUGUAAUAAUCAAUCUGAAUAGCUCUUAAGAAGCUGACUUAUUAUUAGCUUAGAAGCUAUGUCACAACAAAUUAAAAUAUUUUAAUAAAAACAUUUUUAAAAUGAAGGUUCAUCAGAUGUCUAAAUUAAUCAACUGAAGUAAUUAGUAAACUAAUGUUUUUCAUUCAGCAAAUAAAUCAUAAACAGAAAUGUAUUGCAAAGACUAAACAGGGAAAGUUGUUCAAGAAAGGUACAAUACUUGUACCAAUGUGUAGCAUUGAUGGUGAAGUAAGAGACAAGAUGUAAAAAGGGUUAACUUAAGUCAGUUCUGCCUGAAAAUUAGACUUCUACGC